AGAUUUUCAACGGAAUCUAUUUUAACCCACCAGUAUCUGAAACAUGCGGAUCCGAGAAUCAGGGAAAAGGAAGGAUGCAACUAGGGUGUACGAUAUUCCUGGAGAGCUUUUUCCAGGGAAGCAAAUAAUACUAAAAGGGCGUGUUCCAUGGGGAUCGACAUCGUUCUCAAUCAAUAUUUCUUCAACUCCAAAGAUGGGCGAUGGUGACAUUAUUCUCCAUUUUAAUGCCCGCCUCCCUGAAAGAGUUUGUGUGAGAAAUGCUUUGAUUAAUGGCUCCUGGGGCGCAGAAGAAAAGGAUCAGCCAUUUUUCCCAUUCUACGACGGCAGGUCUUUUACUUUUAUAAUAGAAGUCACUGAUGAUGCCUUCAGGAUUUAUGUAAAUGGGAGACACUUCGUGAACUUUUCUCAUCGUACUGGCUACCGAAAAGGCAACUAUCUCAUUUUAAGGGAGGGAGCAGAGUAUUAUGACGUCAUAUUCCUAGAAAAACCCAUCAUUCCAUUCAGUGCAAUCAUUCACAAAGGAAUGAAAAUUGGAAAGACUUUAAGAAUUCGAGGCAUGUGCACAGACCAAGAUGGAUUUGCGAUUAAUUUCAUGGAUGGAGGCAGUAAUAUCUACUUUCACUUUAACGCCCGACCUAGGGAGGCAUUAGUCGUAAGGAACUCCAAGUUUGGAGGCUGGGGGAAAGAGGAAAAAGAUUGUCCAGCAGGAUUUCCAUUUAACCCUCUAGAAUACUUUGAUGCCUCGUUUGUCUGCAUGGAAGACAAAUUUGCAGUGUAUGUGAACGAUGGACAUUUCAUAGAUUUUUACCAUCGAGGCAAUCCCACCAACAUCACGGUUCUCAAUGUCACUGGUAGUGUUAACAUCUUUGACGUGGACUGUUUGGAGCCGGUGGGAGAAGACUCUAUGACUGAGGUGGAAUCUGGCUUGGAGAAAGGGGACAUCUUUGUUCUCAAUGGCAUGAUGAAAAAUGAUGGAAAAACGUUUGCGAUCAACUUCCUGAAUGGGUUUUCUGCGGACGGAGACAUUGCCCUACAUUUUAAUCCGCGGAGGAAUACGGGAGAUGUGGUUCUUAACAGUCGGUUUGGAGGGGCGUGGCAGAAUGAGGAGAAGGUCCCCUUACCCUUGGUCUUCUGGUCUAACAGGCCAUUUCAAAUCAAAAUAGAGACAAAGAAACGAAAAUUUACGAUCUCACUAAAUGGGGUUCGACUAGCACAGUAUAGAAUGCGUGACAGUGUCGAGAAAAUCCGGGCUAUUCAGAUUUCCGGUGAUGUCUUCAUACUAGAGACGCUGCUGAUGAAAAGAUUGGAGGAGCCGAUUUGGGAGCGGUUGCCCGGAGGAUUAAGACCAGGAAGUUGGGUUAUUCUUCAGGGAACCCCAAAAAAGUACUGGACAGGAUUUGGUAUAAAUUUUCGGUACGAUGACCGGGAGGACGGAGACAUUGCUUUUUUCUUCAAUCCCCGGAAGAACGACGGACAGGUAGUCAGAAAUCACAAACAGUAUAACCAGUGGGGACCGGAAGAGAGAAGUACCCCCAACUUCCCAUUUGAUGCCGGAAACACUUUUGAAAUAGUUUUCUUUGUCAGAGAAGACAAGUUUUUGACAUAUGUGAACAGCAAAUCCUUUAUCGAAUUUAAUCAUCGUCUUCCUUUGGAAAGAAUCAACUUUCUCUCAAUGAAAGGAGACUGCAACUUCUACGAGCCAGAGCUGCUUGUUUAGAUCAUAGAAGAACAGUGUCACAUGUUCAGUGAUAUACUAGUAGCAUAAACAUUCUAUGUUUCAAAAGCUUUGAUCUGUUUAUUUAUUUUUAAAAGGUUCAUAUUUAUAUAUGUCAUUGUGCUUCCUUUUUCAAUAAUUUAAUCAAAUACUGCUAGAUGUUAUAUUUUUUUUUAUAAAAGUAAUGUGCAAUUUUUGCCGUCAAUGUUUUAAGAAAGGGAUCCAAUGCACACCCAGGGGAAAGGAAAUUUUAUUCGUAUAAGAAAAAGUUAUAGUGAUGGUACACAAAAGGUUAUAUGUAUGUAUAAAUUCAGUUGAAAUUUUAAUUAUUCAAUUUUUGCUUUAAAUAAGAAAUGGAAAAAAUUAAAUGGAUUCAUGUAAUGCAACUUCUUAUAUAAGACGCUCUUUCCCCAAUUUUUUUUUAAAUGUACUUGACAAAUUUGUAGAAAUUGAACAUUUUCUUCAGUUUUCUUUAUUUGUUUGGAUGCAACAUCAUUCAAAUGUAACAUAGAGAGUAUGCCUUUAGGACUUGCUGUGGAUGUAUUGAAAUAAAAAUAAUCUGCUUUGUUGAA
Messenger RNA from Saccostrea cuccullata (small rock oyster), 2286 nucleotides. RefSeq lists its product as uncharacterized. Lineage: Eukaryota; Metazoa; Mollusca; Bivalvia; Ostreida; Ostreidae. The transcript is spliced from 12 exons. The record is from RefSeq and is a predicted model, not a curated record. Gene Ontology annotation, molecular function: carbohydrate binding. The coding region runs from base 44 to 1717 and encodes 557 amino acids.